GACGGCUGUUCAUGGUGCCCGGAAGUGCUCCUUGUUUUCCAGCUAGUCGGAUAAUGAGGAGGAUAACUUGUUUAAUGCUCAGCUGCUGGGAGAACACUCUAAGCGGUUAAAGACAGCCAUUGUGGACAUGGACAAUUACAGCAAUGCUCGGCCAUGGGGGAAGCUCGUCAAAGUGGACUCAAGUGAAACUAUUCUGCUUUUCACUAAGGAAUGCACAGUCGGCAGAAAAAAAGGGUGCUAUCUGUCGUUUCCAGCCAAUAAACUUGUCUCAGGGGAACACUGCAAGAUAGUGAAAGAUGAACACUCAGGGCGGGUUUGGCUUGAAGACACCAGCACUAACGGCACAGUGAUCAACUCGUCCAAAGUGGUGAAGAAGCAGACUCACGUUCUGCAGAAUGGUGAUGUCAUCUACUUUGUGUACAGGAAGAGUGAACCAGAACACAACAUUGCCUACGUUUACCACUCUUUAACCAUGGAGGAAGCUCUCCCAGAGGACAGUCACAACAUAGAGAGACCAGCCUACAGUGUCUCCCCUGUUCUGACGUCAGAGAUGUCCCUCUCUGUGGAACCUGUAAUGCUCACAAAAGCUCCUCUGGAUCCAUCUCAGGAGGAACCUCAGCCUUCAACCUCAGCCUCCCACUACUGCAUUGAGAACCCCUCAUCUGUUGGCCCCCCUUCAGCUUUUGACAAGGAUGCAGCCUCUGCCGUACAAAAGCACACAGACUACCUGGAGCCAGAAUGCAAAAGGAGAAGAACAGAUGGUCCAGACUCAGAUCUGGGUACAGGAAGCAGUACAGAGACUGCAGGAGCCGCUGAGGGAGGCCUUCUGUCCAAACCGCAUGUGGAAGAGACGAAAACGGACAAAAUGGAGGAGUCCCUGACAUGCGUUAUUUGCCAGGACCUACUGCAUGACUGCAUCAGCUUGCAGCCUUGUAUGCAUGCUUUCUGUGCCGCCUGCUACUCUGGUUGGAUGGAACGCUCCUCGCUGUGUCCCACCUGCCGCUGCCCUGUGGAGAGGAUUUGUAAAAACCACAUCCUAAACAAUCUGGUGGAGGCCUACCUCAUCCAGCAUCCAGAGAAGUGUCGCAGUGAGGAGGACCUGAAAAGCAUGGACAGCCGGAACAAGAUAACUCAGGACAUGUUGCAACCUAAAGUUGAACGUUCCUUCUCUGAUGAGGAGGGCAGUUCAGAUUACCUCUUUGAACUCUCUGACAAUGACAGCGACUCUUCAGACAUUAGUCAGCCUCUUGUGUUGUGCCGGCAGUGCCCGGGCCACAUGAGGGAUAUGGGCCAAGUUCUGUUUGCUUCGGGUUCAAACUUUUGGUUCACUGGUCUGUCAUCUCUGCCACCUGUACUGCCUCCACCUAAACCUGCAUGUGAAGACGGGGCGGCAAAGCCAGCAGGGGAGCAGCCCUCCACGUCCUCUGAUCCGCCCUCGGCUCAUGCGCCGCAGGAUUACUGCUGCCCCCCUCAGGGCUGCCACCUCAUCUGCACCUGCUGCCUUCAGCCGAUGCCGGACAGACGGGCCGAGCUAAACAACCAGCAGCAGGUCGUCACUCAACAAUGUAUGCUGUGCCAGCGGCCGUUCUGUCACAUGUACUGGGGCUGCCAGAGGAUCGGCUGUCAUGGCUGCUUGGCUCCAUUCAGUGAGCUUAAUCUGACUGACAAAUGUCUGGACGGUGUGCUGAACAGCAAUAACUAUGAAUCGGAGGUUCUACGGAACUACCUUUCUGCUAAAGGGAAGACAUGGAAAGAUCUCCUCCAGGAGUCUUUGCAAAGCUUACAGGAGGGAAAGUAUCUGCUGACAGAUUGCCGCAUCUCUGCAAACACAAUCGUCUGCUCCUGCUGCGGUCUGCAUGCCUUCAAAGAGCUGGCCUACAAGUACCGCCAGAGUAUCCCUCGAUCCGAACUGCCAGCUUCUGUCACGUCUCGUCCUGACUGUUACUGGGGGCGCAACUGUCGCACACAGGUCAAGGCGCAUCAUGCAGUGAAAUUCAACCACAUUUGUGAACAGACACGUUUCAAGAGCUGAAGGAGCUGCAUGUGUUGGUUCUUCUCCCAAACUCAAAUGUAUAUAAAUCAUGCACUUGUGAAACACGAUCGUAAUUCAAAUGAUAUAUGCUAUCCUCUGUCUGUUGUAGACAGCUGCCUUAUGCAAUUACCAUAAUGCACAUAUUAA
Cyprinodon variegatus (sheepshead minnow) is the source of this 2179-nucleotide messenger RNA. It is a transcript of the gene chfr, whose product is annotated as checkpoint with forkhead and ring finger domains, E3 ubiquitin protein ligase. Gene Ontology annotation, biological process: mitotic cell cycle checkpoint signaling; protein ubiquitination; ubiquitin-dependent protein catabolic process. The record is from RefSeq and is a predicted model, not a curated record. Bases 128 to 2032 code for a protein of 634 amino acids. Gene Ontology annotation, molecular function: protein binding; ubiquitin-protein transferase activity. Lineage: Eukaryota; Metazoa; Chordata; Actinopteri; Cyprinodontiformes; Cyprinodontidae. The transcript has 18 exons. Gene Ontology annotation, cellular component: nucleus.